ACUGCCACUGCUGCCCUCCUCCUGGACUUUCUGUCUCGUCGUAGAUUGUGAAGAAAAGAAACCGCCAGCAUGUCUGAGAAAAAGAUGACUUCGAGCCGCAGGCAUCAUCUGAAGAGUUUGAUGCUGCAGAUCGCGGCGAACUGGAUUGAAAAGGAGAAAAAGGAAAUCGCAGAUUCUAAGCAGACCUACUUGGCAGAAAACUGCGCCGCUCCUGACCUGUUUGGAGACCAGGCUGCUCUCAUGGAAACCUGCAAAAAGUUGCACGCCCUCAUCGAUAAAAUUGAUGAAGAGAGGUACGACCUGGAGAUCAAAGUGGGCAAGGCCGAUAAAGAGAUCGAUGACCUGAAAAUCAAAGUGGUUGACCUGGCCGGAGUGAAGAAGCCCGCUCUGAAGAAAGUGCGCAUGUCCGCCGACGCCAUGCUGAAGGCUCUGCUGGGCUCCAAACACACGGUCAACCUGGACCUCAGGGCCAACCUGAAGCAGGUCAAGAAGGAGGUGAAGGAGGAGCCUGCGGAGGCGGUGGGCGACUGGCGCAAGAACAUUGAGGACAAGGCUGACAGGAAGAAGAUGUUCGAGAGUGCCUCGUGUCCAGCUGUCAGGCUGACCUGUCCCAAGGAGGACUGCCGACCUCUCGGACUGACUCAGAUUUACGAGGUGAGCGGUCAAAGGAUGACGGCAUUUCAGGAGCUGAUUGGCCUGGUCAGUCUCAGGGUUCCUCAUGGCCAUAAAAGAAGGAGAGCCAAACCCCGUCCAAGCCCAUAUAUACCCCAUCGAGUUGACUUUGUAGUCAGUGACUCCCUCGCCGUGCCCCAGUCCUGCAGCCUGCCUCAUCAUCACUCUGUAGCUGCAGUUGUCUCAGAUCUCAGAGUUGGAAACCAUCAGGAAGCCGACAUGUCUGAGGGAAAGAGGAUGACAUCAAGCCGCAGGCAUCACCUCAAGAGUUUAAUGCUGCAGAUCGCUGCUAACCUGCUGGAGCAGGAAGCUGAUGACAUCAUAGCCGCCAAAGAAGCUUACAUUGCAGAGAAAUGUGCCGCCCUCAACCUGAGCGGAGACCAGGCCGCUCUGAUGGAGGUCUGCAAAAAGCUGCAUCAGGCCAUUGAUAAGAUUGAUGAGGAGAGGUACGACACCCAGGUCAAGGUGGAAAAGACCGACAAAGAGAUCAACGAGCUGAAGAUGAAGGUCAUCGAGCUGGCCGGCGUGAAGAAGCCCGCUCUGAAGAAAGUGCGCAUGUCUGCCGACGCCAUGCUGAAGGCUCUGCUGGGCUCCAAACACACCGUCAACAUGGACCUCAGGGCCAACCUGAAGCAGGUCAAGAAGGAGGUGAAGGAGGAGCCUGCGGAGGCGGUGGGCGACUGGCGCAAGAACAUUGAGGACAAGGCUGACAGGAAGAAGAUGUUCGAGAGUUCUUAAAGACUUUCUCACCAACUUUCUGUUUCCAUCACUGUGGGAUGUUACACCUCUUAUUCACUGUUACC
This is a messenger RNA of Archocentrus centrarchus (flier cichlid), 1475 nucleotides long. RefSeq lists its product as uncharacterized. Lineage: Eukaryota; Metazoa; Chordata; Actinopteri; Cichliformes; Cichlidae. Gene Ontology annotation, cellular component: troponin complex. The transcript is spliced from 14 exons. The record is from RefSeq and is a predicted model, not a curated record. Bases 70 to 1410 code for a protein of 446 amino acids. Gene Ontology annotation, biological process: skeletal muscle contraction; cardiac muscle contraction.